GCAAAACGAGGCUACGAAAACGAAGAAAGUUUUCGAUAAACUCAUGGAAAGCCUUUAUCGUAAAAUGUUUAAUGCUUUCUAUCUGAGCGGAAGAAAAUAAAUUAGUUAGAUCAAUAUUUUAGUUAUAAUAUUGUUCAAAUUUCUCGUCAGAGGAAGUGUAUGGUAAUGAAUGAAACAUCUGGGGACGACUGCAUCUGCUGAGUGCUCGGUAGACGAGAGAUUUUAAAGAAAGAAGAUAACUUCCUUGACAUUUAAGUUAUAACUUAAGUUAUCAUGGAAGACGAAACAAACUUUAUGGAGUUUUCUGUGGUUGAUGAAUGUGGAAGUGAUGAAGGAGAUGAUCCUGAUGAUGAAAUACAGGUGCUUGACGAAAUAGGUUCGUCAAAUCCUUCAAAAGAAAGUGACUUAUUUGCUGACAUGGUAGUUUUGGAUAUAAGCACAAGUCCAACAAAGGAGCUUGAAGAGGUAACGGAGAAGUCUCGUAAUUCCCACAGAUCUGAUCGAUCUAAUCGGUAUAGAGACAAGAGAAGUCCUUACAGAGAGAGAUCCAGCGGGGACAAGAGAAGCUCAAAUAGGGAAAGUUCCAGAAAAGAUGAAGAAAAAAGAAGUGAUAGAAGACGAGACAGGAGUAGAUCAAAGGAUAGUAGACAAGACAGGAGUAGAUCAAAGGAUAAGAGACAAGACAGAAGUAGAUCAAAGGACAGUCGAUAUAAAUCAAGUUCAGACAGACGUAGAUGCUCAAGAGAGAAAGAACAAGAGAAAAGUUCUAGUAGUAAAAGGAGCCAAAUUACACCAACUAAGGAAGCAUCCAAAAGAAGCCAGUCGUCAAAACAAACAGAAAAGAGGGAUAUCAAGAGUUCAAUUACAAAAUCCUCUUCAAAGGUGCAUUCAAAAGAAAAUCAGAAAACUGUUAAAGAGAAAGACAGCAAAGAAAAACUUGAAAAAGCUACAGUGGAAAAACCAGAAACAGAUGGAGAGAGCGAAGGGGAAGGGAUUUCAAUAAGUACUGAUGACAAUAUUUUUUCUGGAAUACACGCCUCAGACAUGAAUAAAUCCGACUUUGUUACUUUAACAGUGGUUGAUGAAGAUGAUAUUGAAGAAACAAAUGCCAAAAAAAUCCCUGAAAAGAAAACCACAUCAAAGAGUUCAGAUUCUUACCCAGCAAAAUGUAGAAAGGCAGAUGUGACAGAAAAGACUAAAACCCAGAGUCCUAUAAUCACAGCGAGUGAUGAUAAAAGGAAAACCCAACAAUCGCAAAAAAUCAUGAAAACAGUAAAUAAGCCUGCAUCUAAAAACACUAUACAAGAAAAGGAAAAGGCACCGUUGAAAAUUACAAAUAGAUUGACUGAAAUAUUUAAACCUAAAUCUGACUCUAAUAAAGAGGUUGAGAUGGUGGUGGUGGAAGAUAUUGAUAAACUUGACAAGCCUUCACCCAAACCACGAGCCACAUCUACAUCCCAGCAGAGACCCGCCAAAGAAAACCCCAACAAAUUUAAAGUUACUGAAGAGUUAUUCACUGUGGAAAAUGUUGAAGGUGCUGGAACAAGAAAAGUAACAAAAGAAGACCCAAACAAGUUCAAAGUCACUGAAGAGAUGUUCUCUGUGGAAAAUGUAAAAGAUACUGGUAAGAGAAAACCAACAAAAGAAGAUCCCAACAAGUUCAAAGUCACUGAAGAGUUAUUCACUGUCGAAAAUAUGGACAAAGCCAACAGGGAAGUCAAAAUCAUUGGAGUUGAUGAUUUACUGCUGAAGAAUGCAGAGAAGGAGGAGAGUAAAGAUUCAAGUAACAAAAAAGAGACUUCUGCUUUAAAAGCUGAGGAAUCAAAAUCUGUAAAUAAGGCACAAGUGGUUGUUGUAGAGGACAGUGCAAAGACAAUAAAUCCUCAGAAAAAUCAAGGUGCUUCUCCUCCCUCACCAGUUCAAAGAAAAUCUGUAAGAGAGGUUUCAAGUAAGGUAAAUGUAACAGAGAAAGAAUUGGCUGUGGAAGCCCAAAAGAAGACAGAGCAGGAGGUAAGCAUUGUGAAUGAUGGCAAUUCCCUUGAAAAGAAGGAAGAGAAAGCAAUAACUACUGUGGAGAUAAAGGAUAAGGAAUCUGAGAAUUUGAAGAAAGACGACAUUGUGAAAUUGAAAGAUAAGCCUCUGGAGAAAGAGCCUGAGAAAGAGACAAAAUUGUUUGAGGUUCCUAGUAUUGAUGAAGAAGAAGGAAAAGAAAUGGAAAUUAGUAUUAUGGAUGAUUUAAAUGUAGAAUCUAAAUCAUCAGAAAUAUCAGGAGAAACUGAUGAAGAUGUUAUUGAAGUGAUAUUCAGCAACGGUGAGGAAGAAGAAGAAAUGCUUUUGAAUUCUAAAACAGAAUUUGAGGACAAUUUUUCUAAAGGCACAGAUCAAUCUGACAAUUCAUUCUCAAGCAAACUGGCACAGGACCAAGAAUCUUCCAUUUCUUCUUCCACCAACAGAGAGCCACUGGCAAAAGGAAAUGAGCAGAUAGAUGAAAAUCAGGAUUCUGAUAGCCAUAAUAAAGACAAAAUCCCUUCACCACAGAUAGCAAAUAAUGAACAAAAUGCAGUUCAAGAACAAGAAUUUAAAGAGAUUGAAAGCCCGAUCGAACCUGAUGAUGUAAUUGAAGAUGGAAUGGAAAUCAUUGUGUUAUCGGACACAGAAGAUGAAGAUAGUUACCAUGAACAUGAAAUGCAGUACAAAGAUGAAGAAAACAUUGACCAUAAUGAUAAUGAAUAUGCAGAUACGCUUGCUGAUGAUAAAGACAAAGAUGAAAGUACUGAGAUUGAAAAUACUGGUAGAGAUGCAGAGGUAGACGGGUUCAUAGAAGAUGGUACAGAAAUAACCAUGGAAGAUGAAGGAUCUGGAAUUGAAGCGGGGGAUGAAGACAAUCUAGGAGAAAUUGAUGAAGAUGCUUUCCUUGCAAUGAUGCAGAGUGAGGGUCUGACUGUGGAAGAUGCAGAUGAUGCAGAAGACGAGACCAGAGGAAAUUCAGAACAAGUGGAUGAAGCCACGGAUUCAACACAAUUAAUUAUAACCGUCAGCCAGACAUCGGAAAAGAGGGAUGUCAAGUCCAGCGGAGAUUCCCAGGAAAAGUCAGAGUUAAAGUCGCCUAUUGACAGAAUUUCUUCAAAUCUGGCAAAAAUACGAAAAGAAAUGGAUAAUGCAUCCAAACAGUCCAAGUCAGGUAGCAAAGAAGGAAGCAGUCAUGAGAAGGACGAGGCCAGAAGUUCUAGGGAGAGAAGUAAAGACAGAGGUUCACGUGAACCAAGCAAGGACAAGGAAGGACAAAACUCCAAAUCAAGUGAAGGGGAUCUCAGACAAGUUCUCAAAAACAAAAAAUCCCAGGGCUCCAGAGAUCUCAGGGAUGUAAUAAAAGAGAGAAAAUCCAAGGAGAUUGAUGAUGGAGAACCAGAACAAUGCCUGAGUGAGGAUUCACUUUUGGAAGUUGAUGAAUAUUUUGAAGAAGAGGAGCUGGUGGAGAUCGACACAUUUUACGACGAUUACCAGGAGAAGAAGCUGGAGACGGUGGUUAUUGUAGACGAGACUUUGUUGCCCAAAGAGAAAGAACACUGGGGAUUUGACACAGUGGGAGAAGUUAUGAGACUUCCAAUGAAGAUGACUAAUGUAUCGGUGGAAGAUUUGGGGAGGGAGAGUGCUACAUUUAUGCUGGAGGCCUGUGAUGCUUUCUUUGUAGACCUCAAUAGCGGAGAUGGAGCGUUGUACAUUGACAAUUCGGAGCUGAAGACCAUGCGACCCUUCAUAAUGAUCGGUAAAAUCGCCAAGUUCCUGAAGGAAUGCCCACAUGUUGAUGUGGAGUGUGAUAGAGCAAUUUCCUUUCUGUUAGAGGAGAAGUUGAAGGCUGUCGGCAUAAAGAAAAAGAAUCAAAUCCCAAAGAGAGGAUUGCUGUAUAUUCGUGGAAUACCAAAGCAUAUAUCUGAGGAGAAACUGGCUAAUUCUCUUAAGGCUAUCGAAGCCAUUAUACCCAAAAAUCUCAUGGAUAAAAGAAUAGGGUUUGCUAUGGUGGUCUACAACACGACAGAGGAAGUGAAGAAGUUCCUAGCCACGCUGAAGAUCUUUGACAAGACCUGCAUCAGCUACCAGGAAAUUGCCAAGAAACGUAAAGGACUCUUCAGAGAGCUACAGGAGCAUCCAGAGGCAAAGGAAGCUCUGCUGGAUGGAGACACACAGCUGCAAGUGCAUAAACGACAGGUUGAAGCACGGAAGAGACUGAUGGCCAUACAGGAGCAAAUCAUGAAGAAAAACAAAGAAAAGGUCAAGAAAACACGGAACAAAAAGCUACAGAAACAGAGGGAGCGUCAGAAGGAGAAAGAAUUACGAAGUCUGAUGAUGAGAGCAAAGAAGAUAAUGGAAGAAGAAGGCCUGGAGGAAAACCUGGAGAUUGUCACAGAUACAUUUCCAGGGAAGUACAACAAGGGAAGAAGUAUGGAAGAGCAUGAGCAGCUCAGGAGUCCUCUGAAAAACGCAGAGCUCAAGACGGCAACAUGGAUUGUUCCGAUAGAGGGCAGUGUAAGAGAUGCAGACUACAACAGACUGAGGAGAGAGGUUCUGGACGAGCUGAAAGAUGAUAUCAGUAAUGGUAGAUUUAAGCACCAAAAUCAUCUUGAGGAUGCUAUAAGGAAGGGUAUAGAGGCGAAGAGGAAAGCAGAGGCCAGAAUUAGGCUGACCAGAUGGGGCAGUGGGGGAGUAGGGGGUGUGGUACAGACAUCUCAACCAGGUGGGACAGGGGAGGUGUAUUCCAUCAAUCAGUUCAAAGAGGAUUUUAGGAAGACCAGAGUCAUGGUUCAAGGAGUUCCAAUGCCAGAUUCUAGUCUGCCCAACAUGGUGCCAGAUAGUAUUGAAAUUAUGAUUCCAGUCCAAGAGGGUUCUCUUCCCAUGCAGGGUAUGCAAGGUCAAACACAUAUGAUGCCCAUAGGAAGUCAGGUUUUGCCUGCUCCUCUCCAAAUGGUGCCCAGACCUGACAUUUCAAGCAGCCAGGUUCCUAUAAGCAGCAUUCCUGGUGUUCCAACUCUGGCUUCUGUGCAACAACCAUUUCCCCUCUCACAAGCUCCACAGAUGACAAUGGCCUCUGUCCAGCAACCAUAUCUGCAAUCACAGGCUCCACACAUGACAAUGACUUCUGUCCAGCAACCAUAUCCACAAUCACAGGCUCCACAGAUGACAAUGACUUCUGUCCAGCAACCAUAUCCACAAUCACAGGCUCCACAGAUGACAAUGACUUCUGUCCAGCAGGCUCCACAGAUGACAAAUAUCUCUGUCAAUCAAGCAUUUCCACAACUACAGGCCCCAUACAUUCAAAAUUUUCAACACCAUCCUCCCAGGCCACCUGUGAGUAACUAUGUUCAGACAACUAGGGCUCCAAUGCCUGUUCCUUCAACCAUUGGACAACAGGUUCCCAUAAUGCAGGGAAUGCAGCAAGGAGGAGUGGCCAUGCAACCUCGUGGUGUAGGAGGCACACUGCAAAGACCCCCAACUGGACUCCCAAUGCCAGGGUUAUCACAGCCAGGACUUGUAGGUUAUCCAGGCUCCAGGCUCCCUGGUGCAGUUCCACCUGGUAACAUUGCUCCUCGGCCUGUUCCAAUCAGCAAUCCUCCGGGCACAGUUCCUAGGGCACCUGUUCCACAGGCACCUAUUCCAAGGGCCCCAGUCCCAGUUGUUAACCCUGUAACACCAUCUGUCAUUCAAUCCCAACCAGUUCUGUAUAAACCUCCCACAUCUAAUGCACCAACUGCUGGUCCGACAAAUCCAACAAAGAAACCUGUGGAUGAUGCACAGAACAGAAAUAAUUCCCAGCAAGAAAAGUCAAACAAGGAUGAUAGAGUUUCAGACACACAAUCCAGAUCCAAGGGAAGAGAAAAUGCACCAGCAAUUAAGAUUAACGUCGGAAGUCAAUUCUCCAGGAAGUCAAUGCAGAUUCUGAAGCGAAAGAAUGAAGACAUUGAUGGAAUGCCAAUGUCAGAGGGAAAUUCAGCUAAGAAAUCAAAAACAGAUGAAGUAGGACCGAAAUCAAUUUUAAAGAAAGAUGAGCAACAAGGGAAGAUUGACAUGUUUGAAACAGAGGCAGGGAAUUCUAAAAGCAGUGGAUGCAAAACCACUCCCAGCCAGUCCAGUGAGUCUCAGUUUAAAAGGAAAGGGAAUCUCAUCAGUGUUCCAAUUCAGCAGGGAACCGUUCAGCAGCAGAGGACUACAUCAAAGCCAGCACAGCAACAGGAGGUUGGCAAGAAGAUUCAAGUUUUACAGAACAGGAUAGCUCAGAAAUUCCCAUCAGCCGUUUCCAAAAAGGCCUCAGAAGAGCCUCCUCAAGAGGACACAGAACAUGGCAACGUGUCUCCUCAAACUCUGUCCUACCUGAGAUCUCACCAAGUGAGCCAGCAGAAAACAUCCUAUUCUUCCAGUGAAUCAGAGGAUGACUCGACAGAUUUCAUGCAGAGGCUGAAGGGCCCGGAGGGCCUCAUGUCACUGAUGGAUGUGGAUGUGUCUGGUGUUCAGCCCAGCGGUCAGGGCAUUCAGGACAUGCUCAAGAAAUGGGACUAUCUGGCUGAGAAGCAGAAACUUCAGAGAGAAAAAGAGAAACUAGCAAGAAAAGAGGCAAAACUGAAGAAGUUCAUGGAGAAAGCACCCAUUCUUAUGCAAGAAUAUGAAGAAAAUGAGAGAAAAAGACAAGAGAAGAGGAGAGCCCAGGAGAAUGAUCCUUUAAUAAAACUGUUACAGUCAGCUCUUGAAGCUGCUCAGGAAAAGGCAAAUAAGAGACGCUCGCCCUCACCGGUCCUCACAGACAACGAGGAGGAGGACAUGUCCUUGUCUGAGGAUGAGGAGAAAACCUCAGCCAGCGGAGAGUUCAUCAUCGACUAUGGACACAGGUCUCUGACUGGACAAAAAGAUAAGCCACAGAAAUUGACAAGGAGGCAGAGAAGAGAAAGGAGAAUGGAUCAGAAAAAAGCAGAAAUGGAGUACAGAAAAAAGAUGGAGAGUGAAAAAGGCCAGAAGUCAACAAGUGAGAAAGACUCCAGAGAUGAAUUGACAGACAUGCUGAAAUCUUCCUUAAAAGCUGUGCAAGAUCAUCUCGAUGAAAUGAAGAAACAGAAGCCUCAGUCCCAGCAGGAGCAGGCAUCCCAGAAUCCAUUCCUGCAGGACCUAAUGUCUCGAGUCCACACUCACAUUCAAGCUCAACAAGGCGGAGGCGGCACUUCUACAGCUCAACCGGGCCCACAGCCUGGAGCCGCUACAUCAUCAGGACUUCCCCAGAAAUCAUUCACUCAGACUUCAACUGUCACCAGUAUGGAAGCUGGAUCCAGGGGGCCGGGAACCAGCUGGGCCUCUCAGAUGCAGCCCCAACAUGGAGGACCCGUUUCCAUCACUCCUUAUGUACCUUUGUCUAGCAGUGUGUCCAACUUGCCCUCUAAUACAUUUGAAUAUGGCCAUAGCAGUAAGAGUGUACAGCCAAGCUGGGCUGGAGGAUAUGGAGGCGAUUUCAGGGCUGAAGUGUCAUCUGCUGCUCAGGAUCAAAUGGGGGAAAAGCCUGUUCAGGAGAGGACAGAGGUGUUUGAUUAUGGGCACAAGUCAAAAUCUGAAACAAAAGGGAAUCCCCCAGCUUCUACAAAAGACACUGCAACUGCAUCCUCUACCCAGCCACAGUCCCAGACUGACAUCCACAGCUUGACGAUUGAGAGCAUCAGUGAAAUUUUACAGGUGGCCAAAACCCUACAAGCUUCACAGGCCAAAAUUAAGGAUACCAUAGGAAAACCAAACACCACUGCACAACAGCAGAAGGUUACUCAGGAAAACUUGAAGAGGAACAGUGUUGGUGAACUUCUGAAAAACAUCUCACAGAGUGGCGGUAACAGUUCACAAAGCAAUAAAGGUCCCGGGAACAAGAGUGUGUCUGGCCAGGCUUCCUCUGGUCCUACUGGGACUAGAAUGCACUUCCAUGGAAAUCAAGGGAAAAAUCAAAAAGCUCCAUAUGUCGGACAUCAAGGGAAUCAGAACAAUUUACAAUCAAACAAUGCUGCACCACAGCAGAACAGAGAGAAGUCGGAGUCCCCGCCUGUAGAGAUGUUUCUGGGAAUGGAGGGAUCCAGGUAUGAGCGACAGAAACAAAGAGAAGAGGAAGAAAGGCGAAAGAGGAUGGAGAAAAAUUCACCUGUUGGAAACUUUGGCAGGCAGCAAAGUAGGGGAAAUAAUAGUUCCUCUCUUCAGGGAGUGGGAAGAGGAUCGGCUCUCCCUGGUGGACGGUCGUCUUCUUCAUCAUUUGGUUCAGGGCAACGGAAUUCCAACCAAUCGGCUUUUGGAUCAGGUGGUUCACAUUCACAGCAACAUUCCCAACAGCAGAACAGGCAAGGUCAUAAUCAAAACAGACAAGGGCAGAACACAAUGAAUAUGUCCAGUCAUAACACAAUGAAUAGACCAGGACAAAACACAAUAGGUGGUUUUGGUCAAAACACAAUGAACAGACCAGGGCAAAACAUGAAUAGACAAGGGCAAAACAAUAUGGGUGGAAGAGGGCAAAACAUGAUGAAUAGACCAGGGAAUAAUGCAAUGGGUGGGUCAAGUCAAAACACAAUGAAUAGACCUGGGCAAAACAGUCAAAUCAGCCCUGGACAAAUGCAAAGUAGGCCUGGGCAACCACAGCAACAAAGAUACCCGGGUAUGUCCCAGUCAUCCAUGCAGAGUAAAAGAGAUGCCGAGUCUAUAACAGAACUGAUGACGGAGAAUGAACUUCAGUCCUGGGAGAACCUGCAGAGACAACUACGGCAGUCCUACCUGGAGGAUCAGAUAUCUGGACCCACAAUGUCUGCCUACGACCAGCGACUGAAGCAGAGCAAUCAGCAGGCUGCAUCUUCACAAAACCAACCCCAGGCUGGUUCUCUUGACUGGUUCCAGCAAUCCAAACAACUACAAAUGCAGGACAGACUGAGAAGACAGGCAGCUCCAAAGGGAAUCCUCAAAGGAGCACCAACUAAAGCAAGUAAGAUUUGGGCAGAAGAAGACAUGGAGUUCCAUUCAACAUCUCAACAAGUAGCAAACUGGGGUCAAGGUGCUAAGUCCUUCAACCAGGGCAACAAGGGACCUAACUCCACUCUAGUGCAUUAUGCUAAUUCAGACUCGGACUGACUGAAAUAACUGGAAAUUUCCAGUGAUUUAAUUAAAUGGGUUGUUUUUAAUUUCAAAGUGAGGUUACCAUAACGUUGAAGAGAAACAUGAAAGUGUUUGAAGAUCUUACUGUAUGAUUUUUGAAUUUACAUGUGAAAAUCAGUUUUGUACAUACUGGUAAUUCUUUUUAGCAUGGGUCUUAAUUUACAUGUAUUUUUUUUCUAAAGAAUACAAGAUGAGCAAAAGAUUUUGUAAAUAUGUAUGAAAUAGAUAAAAUGUUGUGAAAUUAAUUUUAUACAGAAGUGAAAUUGAUUUUAAUAAUGCCUAACACCCUGUAUUUGUGCCAUUUUCAUAUUUAAUCAUGUGAAAAAUUCUUGUUGAGUUUUCCGGGCUCUUGAUUUGUUACCGAUAUACAUUUGUUGAUUUUAUUGUUAGUUUAUUUGAAUUUUUCAUAGAGGUUUCCCUUAUCUUUGGAACAUUUAGAUGAAUUAGCCACCAGAAAAUACAGUAAUAUCACUAUAAGAUGCAUGUGAUCUAGUUUCUGAAGGAAAAAAACCUGAUAAUUGAUUAUUAUCUUUAUUAUCCGUGCAAUUAAUUUGCAUUAAAAUCAUCCGUCUAAGAUUUGUUGUAAAUUGAAUGUUUUAAAUAAAAGAUAUAAAUAUGAA
Molecule: messenger RNA, 9770 nt
Organism: Magallana angulata
Lineage: Eukaryota; Metazoa; Mollusca; Bivalvia; Ostreida; Ostreidae
Exons: 20
Coding region: 274-9126 (2950 amino acids)
Molecular function (GO): nucleic acid binding
Source: RefSeq, a predicted model, not a curated record